Messenger RNA from Betta splendens (Siamese fighting fish), 2873 nucleotides. RefSeq names its product smoothelin-like protein 2. Gene Ontology annotation, cellular component: microtubule organizing center; filamentous actin. Gene Ontology annotation, molecular function: protein binding. The record is from RefSeq and is a predicted model, not a curated record. Bases 531 to 2462 code for a protein of 643 amino acids. Gene Ontology annotation, biological process: actin cytoskeleton organization. Lineage: Eukaryota; Metazoa; Chordata; Actinopteri; Anabantiformes; Osphronemidae. The transcript is spliced from 13 exons.
ACACGCAGAAUGGUCAGACAACCCCCGGGGCCGGGGCUCCAGUGGAUGACGUCUUCAGCCGGAUCCUUUUGAAAGGUCCACUUGAUCAUUCCCCGGCUCCUGCACGCGCUGUGAACCUGAUCCGCCCGUGCAGUACGUAAUCUCUUUUCCCAAGAUGACAUUGUGCAUAAGUUGUCAGUGGCUUAUAAAUAACUACUCCUGCUUUGACCAGACGAGAGGGGAGAGCAAGAACGAGGGCCUCCAUGGAGCUUGAUGGGACGUUAAAGAGCUUCUGUCGCGGACCUCCAGCGGUUUUUUAGAAACAUUUGCACAUUUUACUUUGCUAGAUAACUGGAAAAAUGCAGAUAUACUUGAAAGGGUCUAAAGGACGAAGUGGGUGAAAAAAUACCACAUUUUUUAGUCAAGAGCUCAAACGUUUUAUUUUAGUAACUUGGAGCAAAGGAUGAACUGAAGUGGAGAAGGAACAGUAGAAGUUGUCGGUUUCUGAGCGUCGACCGUAUUGUCCGUGUAGAGGAGGCUGCUAAAUAAUCAUGGAUGCAUCUCAGGACGUAAAGGUGAAUGAGGCUUUGGUCCAGUUCGAGGCCACCCUGCAAGCAGCCAUCACGGAGGUGCAUGUGGACGUAAGUGCAUUCAAGCAGCGCACUGAGCAGAGGAUCGAGGAGCUGUGCGUUUCCAACAGGCCUCUGGCCGAGGCCGUGUCCAGGCUGCAGGAGGAGAACCUGCAGCUCCGGGCAAAGCUGGAGACGCUCAGUCGCAUGGUAGAAGCUCUCAGUGGGGUGAAGGUUGACAGGAGUCCUGCUGAAGUACGUGAGAAGAGUGGGGAGGAAAGUCUAAAGAACGGGCAUGCACAGAUACAGCCAAAGAGCCAGGAGCACCACAGGGGUCCGGAUAACGCUCAGACAGAGUCCAACCCAACAAACACGUACCCUGAUCAGUCUGGGUCCAGUGCUGCCGCUCACAUCACCACUCCAGCCCCCGCUCCAUGGAGAGCGAAGAGACACGCCGAAGUCAACGGCACCGAUGCAAGAGAGGAGAAGAAUGCCGCCGCAGCACCCGAGCGCGGGAAGCAAGAAAACACACCUCGGGGCUGUGAGAACGCGACACCACAGGCCCACCAGCCGCUCACUGCCAACACCAAGCCGAGCUCAGAGUCUGCUGCCAUGACCAGCUCCCUUCACUCUGCAGGAGACGUCUCUAAAGGGCCUGACCAGGAAGAACCAGGUUUUCCGACCAAACCCCAUCUUCCUUUGACUGCAGUGACUGUUCCUCAGUCUGCUGCUUCAGUGGCCAAAGCAUCAAAAGAAGCUGCAGUAAAAUCCGUGAUGUGUCCUGUUGAAUGUGAUGCUGAUGAACCCCAGCCCCAUCGUCCCGUCUCUGCCGUCAUGACCAAAGCCGGCGCUGAAGGCGUCCUCGCAGCCAAACCCGCACAGGCUCCAGCACCGGCGGCUGGUUGGGCUCCAGCAGGAGACGCAGGAGAAUACGCUUUGCUUAAAGGCGCUAAAGAGAGAUCCCAGGAGUCCGGCCCUGGAGCGCAGUCUCAUCUUCCCCUCACAGCUGUAACCAGAAGCAGCUCCGAGACGUCGGCUGCACCUAAAGCUGAUCUGAGUCCUGCUUCUGCUCUCAGUCCCUCAGUACCAGACUCCCCAACCAUUAAGCGCGGCGACUACCCAUUUAGACGUGACGUCAGCGAGCACAAGCCGCUCUUGCCUCUUUCUACUGUUUCCAAACCCAACACAGAGUCCGCAUCAUCUGCUCAGCCUCUAAGUUCUUUAGCAUCGCAGGACCCUCCAGUGAAACCUGGAGAAUAUCCUUUCAAGCGGGUACCUGUUCUCAAAACUCCCAGUCCCAGUCUGAAAAGAAGUGUGAGCUUUCCUCAGUCCGCAGAAAAAUUACUUCCCUCCAAAUCAAUUAUAAAAUCUGGUUUCUCACCCAAUUUGGAAAAAAAAGAAAAAAAGACAGGAACUGUUGAGUUUAAGCAGGACAUUAUGAAAUCGCAAACACUUCCACGCUCCAACGGGGCUCAGGCCAAGCGGGCUCUGUUUGAAAGGAUGAACUCUGAGCCGACCAAGCCAAAGGACUCCAAACCUAAACUAAAACGCUCUCAGAGUUUUGGAGUGUCCAGUGCCAGUGGUAUAAAACAGAUCCUGUUAGAGUGGUGUCGCUCAAAAGUCAUCGGCUAUCAGAACAUAGACAUCCAGAACUUCUCAUCCAGCUGGAGUGACGGGAUGGCUUUCUGUGCUCUGGUCCACUCGUUCUUCCCUCUGGAGUUUGAUUAUAACACAUUGGAUCCAGCAAACCGCAAACACAACUUGGAGCUGGCCUUUACCACUGCAGAAGAGCAGGCUGACUGCCUCCGUCUGAUUGAGGUGGACGACAUGAUGGAGAUGGGGGACAAGCCAGACCCCAUGUGUGUGUUUACAUAUGUCCAAUCCCUCUACAACCACCUAAAGAAAUUUGAAUAACUCUGUAUCAGAGUAGAUCACAAUUAUGAUGUUGUUAACCACAGUGUGUUGUGAACCUAAUGCAGAGGCCAAAAUAUGUCUCUGACAAGCAAUCCUGUUUUAAUCACUUAAACCUGUAGUCUUUGACAUAUUUUCUUAUUGCAAAUUACAUUUCCCCGUUUUAUAUUGUAUAUGUAAAUUCACCUGUUUCAAUCACUUCCUCUAGUUUACUAUUGAUUUCUUAAAAUGCAGUGUUAUAUGGCAUAUAUUGUUUGUGAUGUGUGACUCUAAUGCUGCUUUAUUCACAAAAGGCAGUUUAGAUUUGUUGCAGUUCUCAAACCCACUUUAAAUACUGAUUAUAGCUGGUAAAAACUGCUGUUGAUCCUUCUGCACUAGAUGUAUUAAAGUUGGCUUGACCAGUAGUUUACUUUA